Molecule: messenger RNA, 1574 nt
Organism: Apaloderma vittatum (bar-tailed trogon)
Lineage: Eukaryota; Metazoa; Chordata; Aves; Trogoniformes; Trogonidae
Product: insulin receptor-like
Exons: 8
Molecular function (GO): protein binding
Source: RefSeq, a predicted model, not a curated record
UUUGCCCACCUGCCUGCAAGUCCCAGGGCUGCACCUCUGACGGUCAGUGCUGUCACAGCGAAUGUCUUGGGGACUGCACGGAGCCGAACAACCCCGAGAGAUGCGUGGCUUGCCGCAACUUCUACCUGGAAGGCAAAUGUGUGGACACCUGCCCCCCCGGUUACUAUCGCUUCGAGGGAUGGCGUUGCGUGACCUUCAGCUUCUGCCAGGAACUGCACAACAAGUGCAAAAACGCCAGGGAGUCGGGCUGUCACGUCAUCCACAACAACGAGUGUGUUCACGAAUGCCCAUCGGGGUACAUCAUGAAUUCCAGCAACCUGCACUGCACGCCCUGCGCGGGGCCCUGCCCGAAGGUUUGCGACUACGGGAAGGAGAAGACGAUCGAUUCGGUGACAUCGGCCCAGGAGCUUCGGGGCUGCACAGUUGUUAAUGGAAGCUUGGUUAUAAAUAUCCGUGGAGGAAAUAAUAUAGCAGCCGAGCUAGAAGCGAAUCUUGGCUUGAUAGAAGAAAUCUCAGGUUACCUAAAAAUUCGCCGGUCUUAUGCCUUGGUUUCUCUUUCUUUUUUUCGUAAACUACAUCUGAUUAGAGGAGAAACACUAGAGGCUGGGAAUUAUUCAUUUUAUGCCCUGGACAACCAGAAUCUGCGCCAGCUCUGGGACUGGAGUAAACACAACCUCACUAUUGCACGAGGCAAACUCUUCUUCCAUUAUAAUCCCAAACUGUGUUUGUCGGAGAUCCACAAGAUGGAGGAGAUCUCUGGGACCAAGGGGCGUCAGGAGAGGAACGACAUAGCCCUGAAGACGAACGGUGAUCAAGCCUCAUGUGAAAAUGAAUUACUGAAAUUUUCUUCCAUUAGAACUUCUCACGACAAGAUCCUGUUGAAGUGGGAGCCGUACUGGCCUCCCGAUUUCCGUGAUCUCCUGGGGUUUAUGCUUUUUUACAAAGAAGCUCCAUACCAAAACGUGACCGAGUUUGAUGGCCAAGACGCCUGCGGAUCCAACAGCUGGACAGUUGUGGAUGUUGACCCGCCCCCACGGUCAAAUGAGCCCAAAGCCCAGGCCCAGCCAGGCUGGCUCCUGAGGGGCUUGAAGCCGUGGACCCAGUACGCCGUGUUCGUGAAAACACUGGUCACCUUCUCAGACGAGCGAAGAACAUACGGUGCAAAGAGUGAAAUCAUCUACGUCCAGACCAAUGCUACUGUUCCGUCGGUCCCGUUGGAUCCGAUAUCUGUUUCCAACUCCUCGUCCCAAAUCAUCCUGAAGUGGAAGCCGCCCUCGGAGCCCAAUGGGAACAUCACGCACUACCUGGUGUUCUGGCAGCAGCAGGCAGAAGACAGCGAGCUCUAUGAACUUGAUUACUGCUUGAAAGGAUUAAAACUGCCCUCAAGGACGUGGUCUCCUCCUUUUGAAUCUGAAGACCCUCAGAAGUAUAAUCAAAGUGAAAAUGAGGAAGUCAGUGGAGAAUGUUGUUCGUGUCCUAAAACAGACUCUCAAAUACAAAAGGAGCUGGAAGAAUCUGCUUUCCGCAAGACAUUUGAGAACUACCUUCACAAUGAGGUUUUCGUUCCCAGGUAG